UGUCAGAAAGUGCAGAGCCUUGUCGCGAAGAAGAAAGAGCCCGUCGUCGUCGUCGUCGUCCCUCCCGUCGUAUCAUUCAUACUGAACAUCGUCGUCGUCAAUCAAGAAGCGAAGCGAAGAAAAAAGAUCUCCAUUGGAAAGUGGUCCUGAGGAAAUAAGGAUUUUCGAAUAGCAGAAAAGGAGAUUGUCUCGAUAAAGUGCGGUGCGUCGCGACGGUCGAUUUGUGGAUUUCCAGAAGAGAAAACUCGCGCCCGUGUGUGUGUGCAUGCGAAGAAAGAAUACGCGGAGGAAAAUACAAAGUUACAAGUGCGGAGUCUGAGUUCGAAGCAAAAAAUCAGCCUUUUUUGUGUGCGGAAUCAUCGGAACAAGGAGGAGUUUUGCAGGAGAGUAUCGAACCGAGGAGGAACGAGGAAAUGUCCGCAUCCGCGAUGAGUCCCGAAUACGAUUACCUGUUCAAACUACUGCUGAUUGGCGACUCGGGAGUGGGAAAGUCUUGCCUGCUGUUGAGAUUUGCGGACGAUACAUACACGGAAAGCUAUAUCAGCACAAUCGGUGUAGAUUUUAAAAUUAGAACAAUUGACUUGGAUGGAAAAACAAUCAAACUGCAAAUUUGGGACACCGCCGGCCAGGAGCGCUUCCGUACGAUAACGUCGUCGUACUACCGGGGUGCGCACGGUAUCAUCGUGGUGUACGACUGCACCGACCAGGAAUCGUUCAACAACGUCAAAACGUGGCUGGAGGAAAUCGAACGCUAUGCCUGCGAGAACGUCAACAAGCUGCUGGUCGGCAACAAGUGCGAUCUGCAGACAAAGAAGGUCGUCGACACGACCACGGCUAUGGAAUACGCGAACCAGCUCGGCAUUCCGUUCCUGGAGACGUCCGCCAAGAACGCCACCAACGUAGAGCAGGCAUUCAUGACGAUGGCAGCGGAGAUCAAGAAUCGCGUUGGGCCGCCGUCGAGCGCCGCGGAAGCACCCAGUGCCGUCAAGAUCGACAAAAGCCGCAGCGUCGAGUCCAAGUCCGGCUGUUGCUGAACAGCUUUACCUUUGUUGUUCUCAGUUUCUCUUGUAUAUUUCCCCCUCCAAAACAAACAAACCAACAAAAAUGGUAAGAUGGCGCGUUUUGCAGUGUGAAGAUAACCACAACAACAACAAAAACAAGAACAAUAGGCUUGUCUGCUUCUUCUGAUGAACUUAAACUAUUGUGCACCCACUACAACUACUACAAUUACCUAGUAAUCUUAUAUUGAAAUACUACAACUUAUUACAAAACAAAAACACUACCGAUAUCCGAUUGAUUCUCUUCAUUCGAAAUCAGAUCGAACCGCAAAGCCCCAUUCUUCCUCCCUUCUUCCUCCGGAACGAGGGAGAACCAUUUCAAUCAAGUUGAGAAACACUGAGAGAGAGACAGGCGGACAGCCAGCAAAGAGAGGGAUAACCAGUUUAGUGUAUGAUUUAAUAACCCAAGAUCUAUUUAGGCAGACGAAAGUGUGAGGAAGUUAUAGCAAAGCGAGGUGAGAUGAGCAACAGAAAAAGAAAGAUGAAGUAACGCUAGUAUAAGGAAAAUAAUUAUUCAUUAGAGGAAAUACUUUUACUAGAAAGAACCAACCAAGAGAGACGGAGAGGGAUAAACAAUGAUAAGAGGAUUCCAAAAAGAAAACAUUAAGGUGAAAGCAGAAGCAAACAUUUGUAACGGUCGGAAUCCACAUGGAUUGGGGACGAUCGUAUAAGGACAAACAAAACCAACAUGGAUGCAAGAAAAACGCAAACACUCAAGAAAAAAAAACAAGGUAAGGUUUAAAUAAAUUCGCAAUUUUGAUUAAUUUUGGCCGCAAGCGCUAUUAGCAAAUUGGAACCGACGCCACUACCAUGGGGUUUUUGUUAUUUCUCGCAGAAAGAAAGCUUGUGGCGGGGGUUUCUCCACGAAACAGAACAAUAGAAACAAGCACCCGGAAAUCGACAUGGUAGGAUCUUUUCAUAGAGUUCACAACUUUGGAGAAUCGUCCGAUAAAGAAUGCGCAAUUCCCCCACAUGGACAGAAACGUGUCUCCUGCUGAGACAUAUAUCUGACACCUUCUUGGUUUAUGUGGUAGUUUAGCAGACCGUUGAGUGGGCGGUGUCAAUACUUGGGAAGCCCCUCCCGUUUCUGCAGUCGCUUUCAAGAACCAUGGCGCCAAAUUUCAGUCUUGUCCUCUGAUGCUUCUGACAAAACAGCAAACAAAUCGCAUUAUUCCACGCACUAGCAUAUAGUAGGUAUAAUAGUGAAUCAUCCGUUUCGUCCUCUUCUUGAUCGACUUUUCUACAGUUUAACAAUACAACUAUGAUUAGCUUUUUUGUCUGUGGUGAACGAGCAACAGUUGUAAUUCCGCGUUGAACUCGGUGCACGGUUUUAGCGCACGUAUUGGUAAACUAGGAAGAUGUGCAAAACAGGUUUUAGAAGCCUAAUCAAUUAGAGUUUUUUCGUAUUAAUACCACACGGGAAAAGAAAAUCUUAGCCCCAUUUCCUUUCUUCUUUUCUUUGUGUCUAUUAUUUUAGUUAGGCGAAAGCUAAUUGGAGAAAGAUACAUAUAUUGGCUGUAUUUAUUCGUUCAAUAGAUCCUCAUUCAAAUAAUAAGACAAGAAAACACAGUUAAAAAUAGAUUUACGCUCCGCCCUCUCCUAUGAUAGAAGCAAUAUCCUUUUCAUCUAAAAUCAAAACACCCCGAAUCAAACUUCAUUCGUAUGGCCGCCUUCCGCUCUCGACACCGUUUUUGUAACCGACCAGUAAUUCCAUAGAUCCGAGCGAAGAGUGCGGGGCAAGAUUACGAUUUGAUUUGUGACCCCACGCGUGAUUUACCGAGCUAACAACAAUAAGGCAGACAUUGUUCAACCACGAGAUUGAUUGUGAUGAUCCUUAUAGUUUUCAAAAUCGAAGAAAAUCAACCAACAACAGCAAAUACAACAACCAAUAAUAGACGGAAAACGUAAAGUUACAGCAGAAAAAUCGUAAAUAAAAAAAAUAUUAAAAAUUUAA
Molecule: messenger RNA, 3012 nt
Organism: Aedes albopictus (Asian tiger mosquito)
Lineage: Eukaryota; Metazoa; Arthropoda; Insecta; Diptera; Culicidae
Gene: Rab1
Product: ras-related protein Rab-1A
Exons: 5
Coding region: 414-1034 (206 amino acids)
Biological process (GO): vesicle-mediated transport
Molecular function (GO): GTPase activity; GTP binding
Source: RefSeq, a predicted model, not a curated record